Molecule: messenger RNA, 624 nt
Organism: Branchiostoma floridae (Florida lancelet)
Lineage: Eukaryota; Metazoa; Chordata; Leptocardii; Amphioxiformes; Branchiostomatidae
Product: oocyte zinc finger protein XlCOF19-like
Exons: 4
Coding region: 1-624 (207 amino acids)
Biological process (GO): regulation of transcription by RNA polymerase II
Cellular component (GO): nucleus
Molecular function (GO): DNA-binding transcription activator activity, RNA polymerase II-specific; RNA polymerase II cis-regulatory region sequence-specific DNA binding
Source: RefSeq, a predicted model, not a curated record
AUGGCGACCACAGCCGGAUCUCAUCUAAAACAAGGGGAGGGAGAGGAUGGACAGGAUUCUCCUCGUACCCACACGUGCAGCUAUGGUGACAAGGAGUUUCCCAUCAAAGGUAGCCUCGAUCUUCACCUGCGAACUCACACAUGUGAGAAACUAUACACGUGUGAUGACUGCGGGAAACGAUUUAGUCAGCAAGGUCAUCUGGAGGACCACAUGAGCACUCACACCGGUGAGCGACCAUACGAGUGUGAAUAUUGCAACAAGUGCUUCAGUCAGUCAUCUCAUCUGAAGGCUCACAGACCAUACCAGUGUGAUGAAUGCGGGAAACGGUAUAUUCAGCUAUGUAAUCUGAAAGACCACAUGAGAACUCACACCGGCGAGAGACCGUACGAGUGUGAAUAUUGCAACAAGUGCUUCACUCGGAGAAAGCCGUACAGAUGCGAUAAGUGCAGCAAACAGUUCACUCAGUUCGCAAAUCUUAAGAGGCACAUACGGAUCCACACCGGUGAAAAACUCUACACGUGUGAGGAGCGCGGCAAACAGUUUAUUCAGUUCUCGAAUCUGAAGAGUCAUAUGCGGACUCACACUGGCGAGACACCGUACACGUGUGUUGUGAGUUUGGAGUAG